UAGCUGUUAGCGCAGAAAACUAUAGUUUGUUAAAAUUCAAAAUCAGUUCCCGCAAGAGUUUUUAACAGCAGACGGAGCAUUACUUUGAACAGUCCGAUCAAUACCUGCAUCUCAAUGGCGACGCCGCGUCACACCAGAGGAUCAACGCCGCUCUCAUCCUCUUCACAUUCAGGCGCAGCUGGAGUUUGUGUGAUGAGUAAUACAUGGAGAGAUGAACAACAUCCAUCGUUCAUCGAUUUUAUCUCAUCCUUUCUCAGCUCAAAUUCCUUCAGAUUAAACUCUGCGCCAAUAGCUCCCGAUUUUAUCUUCAAUUGUGGGGGGUUGUCAGUAGCAUUUAUAUUUGUAACUGACUGGAGGAACAACAACAUUACAACUGUCAUAAGCAGAGUUCAAAAACUGAAGGCGCAAUUUGCAAAUAUCUAUGUGGUGGUUGUGCUCCCAACACAGGAGCAAAAUGACUCAUUCAUCUGUUCUUAUUUUAAAUAUAACAUGGAGCUUGGCAGGCCAACAUUCAUUCCUGUACAGGAUUUAGAAAUGGGAUUUGAAAAGAUUGUGAAGUUAGCACAUGCUCGUGGUGUGUGUAAGAGGCAGAAUGUUAUCUCCAAGUUGAAGGCUGAUAGGGAGAGGUCGGUGCAAGGAAUGGAAAUUUUCCUUAAAGUGGUGACGUCCAUUCCCACUGUUCAAAACCAUGAUGCAAAUUCGCUUUUUCAAGCCAUUGGUUCAGUAGAAGCAAUUGCAAAAUCAUCAAAGGAAUCCAUAAUGGGAAAUACAGAUCUUUCGGCAGAGAAGGCAGAGACAAUUGAACGGUUUUUCAGAGAUCCAAAGUUUUAUCUCUGCCCUAAAAUCAGUUAAAGAUGUUAAGGUCCAUUAGCUAGUCCAUGUGAUUAUUUUUUCUUCUAGCCAUACUGUGACAAUGUAAUUAGCGGGCCUCCAAAGCACAACCUGAUAUGAUGAUACGAUUUCCAGUUGAAUUCUUGCUUUCGAAUGCGACUUGGUCAAUUCUUGUUGGCUAAAUUGAUCGCA
Messenger RNA from Daucus carota subsp. sativus, 1023 nucleotides. Its product is annotated as protein PARTING DANCERS. Gene Ontology annotation, biological process: resolution of meiotic recombination intermediates. The coding region runs from base 115 to 852 and encodes 245 amino acids. NCBI's taxonomy places the organism in Eukaryota, Viridiplantae, Streptophyta, Magnoliopsida, Apiales, Apiaceae. The record is from RefSeq and is a predicted model, not a curated record. The transcript has 8 exons.